AUGCAAUCUACUCGCCACUCCAUCGCCCUGCUGGCACGGGGAUCCAGCUCUCCCUUACGCACCACCUGCACUGCCGCCGCAAGAAACGGCACAACUCCGCGUCAUUUCCAAUCUUCUCGAUCCUUCUCGCUUGCCAACCAGACUCGGGAUCUGCGGCGACACAACAUCCCCGCUCUCUCUUCCGUCGCCUCUCCGUCGUCGUCGUUUUCGCGAUCGCUGUCGACGACAUGCGCUCGAUGGACUGCCAGCGAUGCGCCCUCAUCCGGUACAUCUGCGCCCGCAGUGAAUAGCCAGCAACAACAACAACAACAGAGCGAACAAGCGCAGCAGGAGCAGGAGAAGCAGCAACAGCCCGCGUACGAAUUGACGUUUACGUGCAAGCCCUGCUCGCAUCGGUCUGCGCACCGCGUGUCGAAGCAGGGAUAUCAUAAGGGCACAGUCCUGAUUACGUGCCCGAGUUGUAAGAAUCGGCAUGUUAUCAGUGAUCAUUUGAAGAUCUUCUCCGACAAACCAAUGACCAUCGAAGACCUGAUGCGGGAAAAAGGCCAGCUCGUGAAAAAGGGGUCUCUCGGAACAGACGGCGACGUGGAGUUCUGGGAUGAUGGCACGUCGACUGAGCGCCAGACUCAGUAA
This is a messenger RNA of Xylona heveae TC161, 633 nucleotides long. Its product is annotated as zf-DNL-domain-containing protein. Bases 1 to 633 code for a protein of 210 amino acids. Gene Ontology annotation, molecular function: protein-folding chaperone binding; zinc ion binding. Gene Ontology annotation, cellular component: mitochondrion. Gene Ontology annotation, biological process: protein import into mitochondrial matrix; protein stabilization; protein folding. The record is from RefSeq and is a predicted model, not a curated record. Lineage: Eukaryota; Fungi; Ascomycota; Xylonomycetes; Xylonales; Xylonaceae. The transcript has 2 exons.